UUUGCGCAGCAACCUGCAGCCAGCGGCGCCGGAAGGGACUACGCGACCCAGGGUGCAGCGCGCGGCUCCCGGCCGGCGCCGCGGCAGGGUUCCCGCCCCGCAGCCCCCGCUCGCCCGCACUCCGUCUGGGCGUUGCCCUAAGGCUUGUGCCCUCCGGCCUGUGGCUUCCGUGUCGCCCGGCGGCGGGGGCCUGACUCCGGGGGUAGACAGAUUGUAUCCGGGCCAACUCCUUUCACCCACAACCGGGAGGACUCCGAGGGCGGGGUUGCCCUCAUCCGGCACCUGAACAGAGACCCUGGAUUCAGGGCCUGCAUCAGCUGAGAGGCUAGGGACUCUGGUUGCAGAAGGCACACAUAGACAGUAUUCGGUGCCUCAUCCCACGGUAAGGGGCAGCGGCGUCAGCGCUUUCGGUUAUGCCACCGGUGUGUCUUAGAUAAGGGAAAGGGGAAUUUCUUUCAGAGCCGCCUCUUGCGGCCUUUCGGUUUCGGUCUUCCUUCCCCUCCCUCCACUCCCAGGCAGACUAGGAAGUCACCAUCAGCUAAAUAACUAAUAGUCGGGACUUGAAUGAGUGCUCCGAUCCUGGCUGGACUCUGGAGAUAAGAGGCAUUUCCUCCCUCUGACCUAAGGUUCUGGGCCUCCCUACGGGAGUAGGGGCCUAGCAGAGGUGUCUGGGGUCAGUCCCCAAGACGUGUGGGGGCCUCGUAGUUAACUCCAAUCACUGUAAUACAACUUCUGGUUUGUCCGGGCACAUGCCGCAUCAGGCUUGGUCACUUGGCACUCCGAGCUCUUAAGCUGUUGUGGACGACUGGAAGAGAAACCGAGACAUAUAAGAGAGGCAGGGGUGGCCAAGUAGUGACACCCUCGGGCCCUCCUCACAAGGAGCAGUCUUCAGCUCACUACAUUUAUCUCAUUCCCCAACAGUUAGCCAGAAGCAGCUUACAGAACUAGACCGGCGGAAUGAGGGCCAGGGAAGACAAAGCCGAAAGUGAAAAUACCCCAGCUGCCGACAUGGGCUCGGGACUUCCUAAGGAGCAGAAGGUACGUUUUCCACUGCAUCAGCAGCUUCUUAAGGCUCUGGAAUGUCAGGUUGAAGAACAGGACUUAACUCACUUAUUACAGACAAUAAAGAGCUACUGUCCAUGGUUCUCAAACAUAGACUCUUUAGAUCUAGAAACAUGGGAAAAAGUAGGGCAGAAACUGAAAUGGCAUCAGGAGAACGGGACCCCUGUAGGACAUCCGGAUGUAUUAACCUGGAGCCUAGUGAGAGCAGCUCUCGCCCCUGGUGAUACUGGAAACCCUCGCAAUCAGGAAAGCUCAGUCACAAAAGAAGGGACCUGUAGGACAUCGGCGGGCGUGGUUGCGAAACCUAAUAACAAAAACCCGCCACUGGCCCUUAACCAGGACUUAACCUUCGUGCGGCAGUGUUUCCAAGAGGCUGCGGAAGACGGCUCCUGGGAAACUCUGUCCGAGUACCUCGUUUAUGCUAAACAGUACAUGCAGCCAGUGUAUGGACCUUUGCCUUUUGAAAUAUACGAAUACUUCAGAGAGGCCAUUAAAGACAAUGGGCUUCGGUCACCCUACACUAUGGGACUGGUGUCAGCCAUUGCUGAAGGGUUUCGGAUGGCCCCUCGUGAUUGGAUUGCCUUAACUAGGACUGUUCUCAAGCCCUACCAGUUCGCUGUGUGGCAUUCAGAAUAUACUUACCGCUGCCACCACCAGGCAGCUGAGAAUCACGAAAUCGGAAACCCAGUGCAGCUUAACAUGCUUCUUGGGACUGGUCAGUAUGAAUCGGCUGAAGGGCAGGCGAAAAUGAACCCUCAGGCUUUCUACCAGUGCACCCAGGCCGCUCUCCGUGCCCUGAAGGUGGUUCCGGAAGAUGAAGCCCCGUGCGCAGGCUCCUUCGCUAAUGUGCGGCAGGGAGCCACAGAGGAUUACGGACAUUUUGUCGACAGACUGAUGAGAGCAAUGGAAAGACAGAUUGAGAAUCGGGAAGCAAUCAAGGCCCUUUUAUUACCAUUGGCCUAUGAAAAUGCAAAUAGUGAUUGCAAGGCUAUGCUCAGAAUUCUCAGAUGGACCGCCACUGAUAUCAGUCAGUUUAUCAAGGCUUGCCAAGGUGUUGGCAUGGCACACUAUCAAGCCACAUUGCUAGUGGCUGAAAUGAAGAGGCAAGUUAAAUGCUUUAAUUGUGGCAGACCGGGACACACCCGUUGGGAAUGCCAAAAUAAACAACAGAAUAACCCAAAACACCUGCCCAGUAAAGACUGCCCACGGUGUGGCAAGGGCAAACAUUGGGCCAAUCAGUGCAGAUCCAAAUAUGAUAAAGAUGGCAAACCACUUCCACCUCAGGGAAAGGGGAAGGGGGCCAUGAACCCUGGUGCCCCAAACUCCCAUAGGAGUUUUGCAGGCAAUAACAACCCGUUGUGUGGGACUCAGGAACAUGCUGAGUCACCGGUCUCCGUGCCACCACAAGGGGAAGGGCAGACUCGGACUUGGUCAGCACCCAGGAACUCCUAUUAAGAGAACAGGAUGAAAGCCUCAGCUCCUCCGGGGGUAUGGGGACCAUUGCCUGCAGGCACUGUUGGCUUGAUUUUAGGAAGACCUAGCGUUACUGCUGAAGGGAUUUUAGUCCAGCCCAGAGUAGUUGGUUCUAAUUAUCAGGGAGAAAUCAAAAUUAUGAUCAGAGCCUUUGGAUAUUAUGUCAUUCCUGCCCAAACUCUCAUAGCCCAACUUCUUCUUCCCUAUACAGUGCCAGAUACUCGAAAUAUUAAGAGAGGGGAAAGGAGGUUUUGGUAGUUCUAAUAACCAAUCUGUUUUUUGGACUGCCUCCGUUAAAUUAAAUAAAUCUCUUUUAGAAGUAACAGUCACAGACAAAAAGCCCUCCAUGGCCUAUUAGAUAUGGGAGCGGAUGUCUCUGUAACUUGUAGCCAAUACUGGCCUCCAGAUUGGCCACUAGCGGACGCCGACAUAUCCAUAACUGGCACAUGAGGCGUUUCUGAACCACGUAGACUGACCACUCAGGUGCUGUGGCUGUGAUGGACAGGUAGGGAGAAGUCAGCCCUGUGUCCUUCCAGCUCCACUUAAUAUUUGGGGACGAGACCUUCUUGUUCAGUGUGGAGCGAAAAUCACCCUUCUCCCUUUUUACUGGUGGCCACUGUUCAGAUACCUCCACUGCCCCUCACAUGGAUUUCAGAUACACCUGUGUGGGUGGGUCAGUGGCCUCUAAAAGCGGGGAAAUUAGGGGAAAAAACUGAAUUAGAACAACAAUUAGAAGCAGGACACAUUGAGCCAUCUAGCAGUCCGUGGAAUACUCUGAUUUUUUGUAGUUCCUAAAAAAUGAGGAAAAUGGAGGCUUAUACGUGAUCUUAGAAAAAUUAAUGAGGUAUUUCAGUGAAAGGGUGUUCUCCAACCUGGAGUCCCAAAUCCAGCCUGCUUAUCUACGUAUUGGCCACUUGUAGUCAUUGACUUAAAGAUUGCUUUUUUACAAUUCCUUUGGC
Messenger RNA from Phyllostomus discolor (pale spear-nosed bat), 3494 nucleotides. Its product is annotated as endogenous retrovirus group K member 8 Gag polyprotein-like. Gene Ontology annotation, molecular function: structural molecule activity; zinc ion binding; nucleic acid binding. The record is from RefSeq and is a predicted model, not a curated record. The transcript is spliced from 2 exons. The coding region runs from base 958 to 2517 and encodes 519 amino acids. Lineage: Eukaryota; Metazoa; Chordata; Mammalia; Chiroptera; Phyllostomidae. Gene Ontology annotation, biological process: viral process.